UUCGUUCUGUGCCCUACAUUCCACUACAGCAGUGUCGGAGCUGUGAGUGUAUCGUAAAAACGGAGGACCGAUGAACUCAGGUGGCAUCUGUCUUCAGUAAGAAAGUCUUUGAGGUGCAAUGGAACUGCUUUCAACCCUCCUCCUCUGCCUGUCCUGUCUCAUACCAAGUGGAGGAGGCCAGAGUGCAGAGGAGCGCCUGAUGAGCUGGUUGCUAGGGGAAGAUCGCUACAACAAGCUCAUCCGACCUGCAGCCAACCGCAGUGAGCGGGUGACUGUCAGCCUGCAGGUGUCUCUGGCGCAGCUCAUCAGUGUGAAUGAAAGAGAACAGAUCAUGGUGACCAAUGUCUGGCUUACACAGAGCUGGCAGGACUUCAGACUGACAUGGGACGCCUCUAAGUACGAAGGGAUCACCAAGCUCAGAGUUCCCUCAAAGCACUUAUGGCUUCCAGAUGUUGUUCUGUACAACAACGCCGACGGGGAGUACGAGGUGACAGUCUACACCAACGCUAUCGUGUUUGCCAGCGGACUGGUGUACUGGCUGCCUCCUGCCAUUUAUAAGAGCUCCUGCAGGAUUGAGGUCAAGCACUUCCCUUUUGACCGGCAGAACUGCACCCUCAAGUUCCGCUCCUGGACCUACGACCACACAGAGGUCGACCUGGUUCUCCGCACCAAGAUGGCCACCAUGGACGACUUCACUCCCAGUGGAGAGUGGGACAUCCUGGCCCUGCCCGGGAGGCGCACGGUCAACCCCUCAGACCCCACUUACGUGGACAUCACCUACGACUUCCUGAUCCGGAGGAAGCCGCUGUUCUACACCAUUAACCUCAUCAUCCCGUGCAUGCUCAUCUCGACCCUGGCCAUCCUGGUGUUCUACCUGCCGUCGGACAGCGCAGAGAAGAUCACCCUCUGCAUCUCCGUGCUGCUGGCUCUCACCGUCUUCCUCUUGCUCAUCUCCAAGAUCGUGCCACCCACGUCCCUGGACGUGCCGCUCAUCGGGAAGUACUUGACCUUCACCCUGGUGCUCGUGACCUUCUCCAUCGUCACGAGUGUGUGUGUGCUAAACCUGCACCACCGCGCCCCCAGCACACACACCAUGCCCCGCUGGGUCAGGCAGGUGUUCCUGGUCAGCCUCCCUGCCUUGCUCUUCAUGAGGCGCCCGCAGAACCACUCCGCUCAGCAGCGGCUCCGCAGGUGCAGGACCGGCGGAAGGGAGCAGCCUACGGCGGGGCCCAGGAUGGAGGAUGACUCGUGGGACUCGGCUAGCGCCACCGCAGCCGCCUCCUCCAGCUCGUCCUCCGGCUCGCUCGGCUCCAGCACUGAGGUGGACACUCAGGUGGACCCUGCUUACAGGUUUAAACAUGAUGACGUGCAGAGGUCCUCAGGGCUGUUGGGAGAACAGCGUGGAGAACCAGAACAGGACCCUGCAGUGGAAAGAGCCCUGCAUGGCCUCGAGUUCAUCUCCCAAUGCCUGCUCGGGGAGGAGGAGGACCAGCUGGUCAACGAGGACUGGAAGUUUGUGGCCAUGGUUGUGGACCGGCUUUUCCUGUGGGUCUUUGUGAUUGUGUGUGUGGCUGGAACCCUGGGCUUGUUCCUGCAGCCUCUCUCUCAGCAGGACGCCAUCCCCCUCAGCUGAGCAGAGACCGGACCAGUGACCAGACCAGCAGCAGUAACCCUUCAGUUGACCAGCGACCAGACCAGCAGCAUUAACCU
Alosa sapidissima (American shad) is the source of this 1710-nucleotide messenger RNA. Its product is annotated as neuronal acetylcholine receptor subunit beta-4-like. The record is from RefSeq and is a predicted model, not a curated record. Gene Ontology annotation, cellular component: postsynaptic membrane; synapse; neuron projection. Gene Ontology annotation, biological process: chemical synaptic transmission; monoatomic ion transmembrane transport; signal transduction. Gene Ontology annotation, molecular function: transmembrane signaling receptor activity; acetylcholine-gated monoatomic cation-selective channel activity. Lineage: Eukaryota; Metazoa; Chordata; Actinopteri; Clupeiformes; Clupeidae. The transcript is spliced from 7 exons. Bases 119 to 1633 code for a protein of 504 amino acids.